GGGGGAGGAGCCCGCAAGCAGGCUGGGAGGCCCCGCUCCGCUCCCAUGGUGAUGGUGCUCGGGAGGGUGGCAGCUCAGCCCGCGUACCGGAACACAAUGUAAACUGAACGGCUGCACGACUGGAUUGUCUGCACGCUUCUUAAGGGACGCUACAACUUUUCACGGAACGGUGUAGAUUCCCUGUGUUUUAUCGAGGAAUGUUUUGAUGAAACGCUGGGGCUUUGUGGUCCGGCGGUGGCAGCUCGUCGGGAUGCUGUAGAUCGCCUGAGAGCACCCUGCCGCGUUUGUUGUCUUUCUCUAUGGAUUUUGACUUCGAAGUUUAUCGACAACAAGCUGCACAUUUACCUCGAAUGGAGCCUUUAAACUUGUAAAAUGGUGUGUGUCGUUUCGUCCUCCGCUCGUUUCAAACCCGGAUAAGAAGCAGUGGAGGAGCGACGACGCGACAACACCCCGACACGACGAACAUUCCCCUCGGUAAGGCAGCGCGCCCAGCCACCCGUAAGUGGAUUUUAAAGAGCAAUUGAUGCAUCUUGGAGUGUCUGAGUCCAUGAGAGAGUGUGAGUACAGCCAAAUAAGCACUCGCAGCUCCACUCCAAUGGAGACUCCUUUUAAGAAGAAGACGCCCAAAAAGAGGAAGUGGGAGUCCUUCCCAGGUCGGAAUAAAUUCUACUGCGAUGGGAGGAUAAUGAUGGCCAAACAGACUGGGGUUUUCUACCUCACGCUUGUCCUCAUUCUUGUGACGUGUGGACUUUUCUUCACAUUUGAUUGUCGGUUCCUGGCCCUGCAGUUGACCCCAGUCAUACCGGUGAUUGGGGGAGUGCUCUUUCUCUUUGUGUUGGGAACGCUGCUGAGAACCAGCUUCAGUGAUCCAGGUGUGCUGCCCAGGGCCACUCCAGACGAAGCAGCUGAUCUAGAAAGGCAAAUAGAUGUGGCCAAUGGCAGUACGGGCUACCGGCCGCCACCUAGGACCAAGGAGGUGGUCAUCAAUGGCCAAACAGUCAAGCUUAAGUACUGCUUCACUUGCAAAAUUUUCAGACCACCACGUGCCUCCCACUGCAGCCUCUGUGACAAUUGUGUGGAACGGUUUGACCACCACUGUCCCUGGGUGGGGAACUGCGUGGGAAAGAGGAACUACCGUUUCUUCUACAUGUUUAUCCUUUCGCUGUCCUUCCUCACUAUCUUCAUCUUCGCCUUUGUCAUCACACACAUAAUUUUACGCUCCCAUCAAAGUGGGUUCCUCACUGCUCUUAAAGACAGUCCAGCCAGUGUGUUGGAGGUGGUGGUGUGUUUCUUCUCUGUGUGGUCUAUUGUGGGCCUUUCAGGUUUCCAUACCUACUUGAUCAGCUCCAACCAGACCACCAACGAAGAUAUUAAAGGUUCGUGGUCUUCUAAAAGAGGGAAGGACAACUAUAAUCCUUACAGCCAUGGAAACAUAAUCACCAAUUGCUGUGCAGCACUAUGUGGUCCCUUGCCACCCAGUCUCAUUGAUAGACGGGGCUACAUCCAGCCAGACGCGCCGCAGCUGGCACCGCCAACCAACGGCAUCACAAUGUAUGGUGCUACUCAGUCUCAGCAGAGCCACAUGUGUGACCAAGACCAGUGCAUUCAGAGCACUAAAUUCGUUUUGCAGGCCGCUGCCACUCCUCUCCUCCAUCACCAGGUGAAUGAGCCAGUCAUCUUGACGACCCCCCCAGAAAACGGAGGCUCCGUCCCGAGCCGCACCUCACUCGGGCUGGGGGGUCCCUGCACAUCGCUGCCGCUCGGGCAGCCCACCCCGCCGACCUCCACGCCCAGCCUCAGUUGCAAGGAGUCCGGCGACAUGCUGCCAAUUCACUCCCACGGCCACACACACAACCACAGUUGGCCCAUCCAGGACCAGGUGUCGCACCACCACUAUCUUACCCCAGAGGACUUGCCCUCCCCCCCAGGUAUGCUUCCCUGCAGCAGCCCCCUGGGCCACAGCCACACUGUGCAGGCCGGCUUCUACAACCCAGCUAGCCAGGACUCGCUGCACGAGGAUUCUGUCAGAGGACUGGUUAAGCUCAGCUCUGUCUGACAGCAGUUGCACGCUCCCCAAAAUGUGCCACAAUGUGAUAAGCGAGCAAGUGUUUCAGGUUUUCACCAACAUGGUGGCUGAAAUGGACCUGAACAGAAAGAACGCAGCAAUAGUCUCCGCUGUGCUGACACACUUCUCUCUCUUCUGGACUUCAAGGGAAAUCUUCAAUCUGCACAAUGUUUGUUUCAAAGGAAAAAAUAUAUUUGAACUAUUUUGACACGUUUUGGGGGAAAAGAGCUGAAUUUCUGUCAGCUUUCAGUUUUGUUUCCCAAGCAGACAGACUUACGCCUAUUUGCCUGUUGCUGAUUGGACAGUGUUUUUCUGCCUUUUGUCCAUGUACACUCUCAGCAGUGCAAUGGUGGAUGUCAUCAUAUUGCAUAUCAUCCUGCUUUAUGUUGGGGGGAAUGAGUUGUACCAAAUUAUAUUUCCUGUGGAUAUAAAUAAAUCACCUACUUUUUAUCAAA
Molecule: messenger RNA, 2520 nt
Organism: Nerophis lumbriciformis (worm pipefish)
Lineage: Eukaryota; Metazoa; Chordata; Actinopteri; Syngnathiformes; Syngnathidae
Gene: zdhhc14
Product: zDHHC palmitoyltransferase 14
Biological process (GO): peptidyl-L-cysteine S-palmitoylation; protein targeting to membrane
Cellular component (GO): Golgi apparatus; endoplasmic reticulum
Molecular function (GO): protein-cysteine S-palmitoyltransferase activity
Source: RefSeq, a predicted model, not a curated record